AUGCAGCGCGGCGGCCGGGAUGGCACGCUUGGCUCAAGGUUCAAGGUUAGGUAUACACCCCAUCUCGGCCGGGCGCGUGGAACUCCCGGCGCCGGAGAGCAGCUUUUGGUUGAUUUGGGGCUAAGGUCACCACGCACAAACACUACCGCCUUGUUCGGCGAACUUAAUGCACGAUCCAUUGAGAUGAGUGUGAGUGAGCCUGAGAGCGGGCAGGCAGAGGUUUAG
Molecule: messenger RNA, 225 nt
Organism: Fusarium verticillioides 7600
Lineage: Eukaryota; Fungi; Ascomycota; Sordariomycetes; Hypocreales; Nectriaceae
Exons: 1
Coding region: 1-225 (74 amino acids)
Source: RefSeq, a predicted model, not a curated record